CACAGCAUAAAGCCCCCUUCCUCUUUCCCAGUCACCACACAGCAUCUCUGAAAUCAAGGAGCCAGAAUGACGAGCCAGUCUCAGGGAAUCCAACAGCUUUUGCAGGCUGAAAAACGUGCCAAGGACAAGCUUGAGGAAGCCAAAAAAAGAAAGGGAAAGAGACUGAAGCAAGCCAAAGAAGAAGCCACAGCAGAGAUUGACCACUACAGGCUACAAAGAGAAAAGGAUUUCAGACAUAAGCAGUCCAAUAUCAUGGGCUCUCAAGGGAACCUGUCGACAAAAAUAGAUGAAGAAACCGCAGCAAAGAUCCGGGACCUCACCAGUAACUAUCAUAAGAACAUGGAGAGUGUGAUUGGAUGCCUCUUGAAUGAGGUGUAUCACAUUGACCCUGAACUCCACGCAAAUUAUGCAUACACCAUUUAAAUCCUUCCAUGGGAAAGUUUCCAAAGCAGCAAUGCCAUCCCUACUAUUUGGCAGAGUGAAUAUUUCCAAUUCAGGUGGCAGAUUUGCGGGUACCGUUACAGGGCAGUGUGCUGUCAAUCAUUACAUUUUAAGCACUGGUGAGAAUUGGGCAGGAGCCAUUUGGAUUUUCUGCUUCUGACACCACAGCUGUCUUGAGCUGCCUUUGAUCAGAAAGCAUAAUUUCCCUGCCUUUAUUGUUUUCUGUUUUCCAUUGUCCAUGCGAUAUACACAAAAGCCCAAAGCAUGUAGAUGUUUCUAAGACAUGUGAUGUGACCAGUUCCUGCAAGGUUUCACGCAAACAUUUGGUAGGAUGGAUUCUUCCCCACCUUCUCCUCCACCACCCGUCCACACAUACCCUUUUUUUGGUAGCAAAGAAUGUGUCACUUAAAUAUGGGCAAUGGCAGAAUAAAGAAUUGUUUGACACCAGCAGCUUUUCAGUGGGUGUAUUUUACUUCUGUACUUAUGUUCCCCACUACUUAAAACGUGUUUGCUUUGCAUGACUUGGCCUGUUGCAGGAAAUCUGUUUGUCACAAUAUGUGGAGGGUUUAAAAUAACUGAGUAUGCCAUCAAUAUUAUAGAUAUAUAAUUAGUUUUAAAAUUAAAACAUUUGUUUCAAGUGUGGCUGCGGUGCAUAUGGAGAAGCAACAAUCAAAUACACUAGGUAGCCUUACAGACCAGACAUAAUUGUGUAGAAAUGAUGUAGGACAAGGAAGUUGUGUUUGUGGCUUUAUUGGUAGUUAGAAUAAUUGCCCCUUUCCCUUUUUUUUCUAAGACAGAAAUCUCGUAAGACCUAACGUUGCUAGGCUUCUAACUAGGGAUAGAUGGAUCCCAAUUUGGUUCCCAGCUGAAUGUGUGAAUUGGCCAGGCUGGUCAGGCAUCUAUAAGCUAAUUUAGGCCCUUCCAGGUGCAGCUUUAAAACUAUGUUGUGAAACAGGAAGCAUUCCAGCAAUGCCAGCAAGCCAUCCAGUUUUAUGUUCUAACUAGCUGACCUGGCCACGAGUUGCUGUGGGUCAUCCCUGUGAUUCCCCCCACACUGUCCCGAUCCAUGACGUAUCCCACCCCUCCUCCCUCCAACCCUCAUCCCUGUGUUUCGGUAGGACACCCUUCCGUUUUCCCCGGGAGUAUUGUCCCCUCCCCCCUGUAUCUCCAUACAUUGGCCCCUGCACACACAUCAUGAACAUUUUUAUAUAUUUAGAUUAAAAAAAAUUGAAAUAAGAACAUGAGAAGCAGAAGUUAUUAUUGUUUAAUUUUAAUUUUGGGGUUGUCAUUUAUUUUGGUGGGUAUUGUAUAGUUUGGGCGUUGUUGUGUGUUUUGGUUUGUGUGUGUCUGUGUGUGUGUUUUGUUAUUUGGAUUUUGUUAUUUGGAUUUGUUAUUUGGCAGGGGCCUACAUAAAACAAAGGCCGUGCUGCGACCUGCGAUCCAGGCGCUCGCC
Messenger RNA from Zootoca vivipara (common lizard), 1894 nucleotides. RefSeq names its product ATPase H+ transporting V1 subunit G3 (gene ATP6V1G3). The record is from RefSeq and is a predicted model, not a curated record. Gene Ontology annotation, biological process: synaptic vesicle lumen acidification. Gene Ontology annotation, cellular component: vacuolar proton-transporting V-type ATPase complex; synaptic vesicle membrane; vacuolar proton-transporting V-type ATPase, V1 domain. Gene Ontology annotation, molecular function: ATP hydrolysis activity; proton-transporting ATPase activity, rotational mechanism. Lineage: Eukaryota; Metazoa; Chordata; Lepidosauria; Squamata; Lacertidae.